GGUGAUCCGAUCGGCGAUGUAAUCGAAAAGACAGUUAUGAAAGACUUCAAUAAUGUUAUGGCAUGUGAGACAAAUGACAGUGUGAAUGAUGUUCCGUGUAAGAAAGUGAAUAGCUUUUAUAUUGCGAGUGCGAGUGAUAAGUUAUUUAAUAAGUUGUGUGAUGAUAACGAUGGAUCCAAACAUGAGGGAUUCUUGCCUUGCGAGGACGAUUGUAGAAAAAAGAGAUGCGUUGACCGAUACGACAGCUCUGAAUCUUCAGACAGUGGCGUAGCGGUACUGAGUUGUACGGACUGCAGCGGCAGCAGCACCGCCUCGAGCGACAUCACCGAUCCCGGGUCCCCGUUCAGCACUGCGUCCAGUCAUUCCGAGGACUCUGGCUCACAACCAGCUAAAAUGCCCCCCACACAAACUGCCCACCACCCCCUCUGGUCCUGGACGCCAGAGGAGGGGCCGCCGUGCAAGCGGUCCCUGCAGGAGAAGACUACGACUAAUACAACUGCCUUCACGAAACGCUUCAAGCCCGACGAUGAGCCGAAGAGGAAGCAAUCACCGCCAUGCCUGAGCGCGGUGGCGGCCAAGACGCCACCCUUCGCCAAAUUCGCCCUCGCCGACCCCAACGACAAACUAGCCAAUACAAUUAAGAAGAUAGACAACCCCAAAAUGCAACAGGGUAAGAUAACGGAGUACUUCAAGUCCCAGAUCAAGGCCAACGGCGUGAAGAAGGAGAUCGUCAGUUUCGUCAAGCAGACGGAGGUGAAGAAGUUCGUCUCGCUGGUCGACCAGCAGACCCAGUUCAACAGUCUCAAAGCGCAAACCAUCCGCAAGGACGGGAAGAUCGUGGUGAAGAAGACGACCCAGACCAAAGUGAAGAAGGUAACGUCGGUGACGGUUCCGAGGAAGAUCCUUCCCGCGCCGAGCAACAUCUCGGAUAAGAUCACCAUCAACGAGCAGCUGAACGGCAUCGCGAAGUUCGCGCCAACGGUAACGCUGACCGCGCUCAGCUUCCCUCCGAACUACACGUAUCUGCAGACCAAGGCGCCCAAACCCCCCGACAGCCCAAUAUUCGUGCCGCAGUUCGCGACCCUCGCCAACGAUAAGAUCCCCAUCCCCAUCAUCAACCGGACGCCGUGCCUGAACGUCAUCCAGCCGGUGCAGAAGGUCACAACAAUCAACAACUUCAACUGUGUUAAGUUAAACGCCACGGUAGUGCCUCUGAUGAAAGUGAACACCCUACCGCCUAGGAUCGGACUGGCGCACCCCGGCAUCGCCAGCGUGCUGGGCGGCCCAGUCGCGCUCAGCGUGGAGACGGCCGUGCCGACGGUGCUGUCGGCCAAGCCGAAGUUCAGCGAGACCAGUAUUACGAAUUUCGUCGCACCAAAGCAACCGGUCAGUCCGACCGUCCGCGCCGACAACGUACCGAACAAGUGCCGGACGGAGGACAGCUCAAGGACAGAGGAGUGCACGACGCAGGAGAUAUUCGGUGGGGACGAGGAAGUGUCGCGGACGCAGGAAAAGUCGCCGACGCCGACAGACUCGGACAGUGGCAUAUCGAACAGGGAGUGCUUGGAAGUGAGUGUCGGUGAGAAUGUGGCGGUGGAGCAGCAGAAGUCGCCCAUCCUGUCGCAACCGAAGACAAUCAGGUUCCCGGCCAAGCAGGGCGCGAAGGAGGAUGGGAAGUCGCCGCAGCAUUCGACCGACGGCAGGUGUAGAUGGGCCGAGUGUGAUUCCCGAUUCGACACCAGUGGGGCCUUAUUAGAACAUCUACAGGUUAAACAUGUGAUAUCUCAAGCUUCCCAAGAGCAUUACGUUUGCUUAUGGCUAGGCUGUAAAGUUCAUGGUAGGACUUCGUGCUCAAGAUCAUGGUUGGAGAGACACGUCCUCGCACAUGCGGGCACCAAGCCCUUUCGUUGUAUAGUGGAUGGUUGCGGCCAAAGAUUCAAUUCACAGCUGAUGUUGGAGCGACACGUCAACGGCCACUUCAACUCGGACGGCAGCCCAAACGGAAGCGCCAAGAAGUCGACCGAGAACGGCCCUUCGAAGCUGUUCAAAAGGAACGGGAAACGUAUAAGGUUUAGGCGGCAGCCGUGGUCAGCGCGAAUGUUUGACUUCAUCGAUUCUGGGAUCAUGGAAGGGCUUCAGCACAACCUCCUGAUUCUCACCCAGAAGAGAACCCUAGGAAAAAUAAGCGACGCGGGUGAUACUGUCCAUUUACAGAGCCAAAUAUUAGCGAAAAGAGUAGAAACCAAUGGUAGUAUAAAGUAUCUCCUCAGGUGGCAUCCGCAGAAUGUUGUUCCAGAUGAGUGGGUCACUGAAAAAGAGUACAUACCCACGAAGGUUGUAUCGAUACCGAGUCUGCAACCGUCAGCCAAAACAGCUCUGAAGCCUUCGUUAUUCCCGGAGAAGAACGAGGAGCCACCGAGGCAGAAGCAGAGGCGCAAGCCCCUCUCAAAGCAUACGUGAUAAAAAAUUGUUGUUUAAAAAUAAUGUUUAUAAUAUUUUUGAGCCUUUGUAUAAAAAGAAAAAUGAAAAAACACCAGGAACACUUUUGUCGGGUGUGUGAUUAAAUGGUCAAAUUGUACCGAAGUAUUUUACCAUAUAAAAACAAUGGAUUUUACCCUUUCAUCGGUAGGACUACGAUGUAAUUUUUUUGUAUGUACAGGCACGUUGAUGUUUAUAAGAGUAGAAGCAGUAAAGAUACGGCAAAUUAAAUCUAAUCUAAUUUCAGAUUUAACGUCGGGUCUAAGGGUGUGAUGGAAAAUAAAGUUUUUCGUAUGGACGAUUUUCCAAAAAUGUUUCCUCUUCGAGAUACAAAGUAAUCAAGUUUAGAAAAAAGUCAGUUUUUUUCAAGUAACUGAAAUAAAUUUGCAAUUAAAUUGUUUUUUUUUUAUUUAAAAGAAAUAUUCACACUAAUUAGUUCCAUAUGUUCCUAGAUCGUUAUUUUUUAU
Anoplophora glabripennis (Asian longhorned beetle) is the source of this 2945-nucleotide messenger RNA. RefSeq lists its product as uncharacterized. NCBI's taxonomy places the organism in Eukaryota, Metazoa, Arthropoda, Insecta, Coleoptera, Cerambycidae. Gene Ontology annotation, cellular component: ESC/E(Z) complex. The record is from RefSeq and is a predicted model, not a curated record. Gene Ontology annotation, biological process: regulation of transcription by RNA polymerase II. The coding region runs from base 37 to 2460 and encodes 807 amino acids. The transcript is spliced from 6 exons.